Molecule: messenger RNA, 3696 nt
Organism: Naumovozyma dairenensis CBS 421
Lineage: Eukaryota; Fungi; Ascomycota; Saccharomycetes; Saccharomycetales; Saccharomycetaceae
Gene: KCS1
Product: inositol polyphosphate kinase KCS1
Exons: 1
Coding region: 1-3696 (1231 amino acids)
Biological process (GO): inositol phosphate biosynthetic process; phosphatidylinositol phosphate biosynthetic process
Cellular component (GO): cytoplasm; nucleus
Molecular function (GO): inositol hexakisphosphate kinase activity
Source: RefSeq, a predicted model, not a curated record
AUGUCAUCAUUGACAGCAAUCGAUAUGAAUGAAGCAGUUAAGCAAAAAUAUCCUAAAAAAACGGAACCUACAGAUCUUAUAGAGCAAAUAACUUCAAGUGAAAAAAGCCGGCAUAAUCAAGCAAUGAUUCCACCGAGUGAUGAUACCACUACGUAUUCAACGCCUUCUUCAGAUCUUUCUACCCAGAACCAUAGUCGACAUCAUAAUGACAAACAACUUUCCACUUAUGCUCGUCAUCAUCAUCAUCAUCAUCACCACCAUCACCAUAAUGUUGAAGAUUCUAUAACAAACUUAAAAGAUUUGAAUGUUGCUGAUAAGAAAAAAUUACCCAAAGUUCUUCAUGGUAGGAAAGCAAGUACUUAUUUAAGAAUCUUUAGAGAUGAUGAAAAUUUAACUGAUACAACCACAGAAAAUCCCAAUUCCAUUCCACAGCAAGACGAAACUGAAAAUAUUAAUAUACUAGAUAAAAAACAAUCAAGACCCGGAGUUUCUUCUUCAUCUUCAUAUCUAAAUCAACGGCAUUCAAGAAUAGACCCUAGCCCAUCAAAUAUAACAACUGGUUCACCUCCUAAAAAAAAUAUUAGAGAUCACAAGGUUAAUGAUCGGAGUAAUAAAAUUAAUGAGAAGGCUAGAAAUGCUGUGAAGAUCAUCAUUAAAGAAGAAAACGGUAAUAGAAAGAUUGAUGACACUCAGGAUGGAAGAAUUUUACAAGAACAGGACAGAAAAUCAUCCACACCAUCAAGAUUAUCUGGUCAUUUGAAAAUAAAAACAUCAGAUAAUAGUAAAAACCCAUCAGACGAUUUAGCCUUAGAACCAGUAUCAUCAGCAACUUACUAUCCUCAUAAAUCAAAAUCAAAAUCUAAGAAAAAAGUAGAUAAGAUUGAAGAUAAAGAUGAAAAACCUUCUAACAUCAAAGAAUCAUCAUCGCUAUCUGUAUUACUAUCAAAUCAAGAGCAAGAAAAUUUAGAUUUUUCUAUCUCAAAGGUUCCUAAAAAUCAAGAAGAGAAUAGCAAGCAAAUAUUACCAUCAUCACAAUUAAACUCUAUAGUAGAAUCUCAUCAAUUACAUGAUUAUAAUGAUCGUACAUUUACUAAUGAAAUUAGGAACAAAAAUGAUAUCAUAAACGAAAAAGAAAAUAAUAAUGAAAUUAGAGACGAGGAAGCACAUAAUAUCCCUGCUGUUGAUAGCAUGAUUCAAGAUAAUCAGGAGGGACUUAUUAAUACUCCCAAAGAUGCUACAAAUAUAGACUUUGACAAAUAUGAAGAAGAUGAAGGUGAUGAUGAUGAAGACGAAGAUGAAGAUGAAGACGAAGAUCAAGUAAAGGAAUAUCCAUUAGCAGUCGAAUUAAAACCAUUCACAAACAAAGUUGGAGGACAUACUGCAAUCUUUAGAUUCUCUAAAAGAGCUGUUUGUAAAACUUUAGUUAAUAGAGAAAAUAAAUUCUAUGAAAACAUCGAAUUGAACCAUAAAGAUUUAUUACAAUUCAUGCCUAAAUAUAUAGGUGUUUUAAACGUUAGACAACAUUUUUAUCGGAAUAAUAUUAACUGCGACACAUGUACGAACAAUACAAAAUUUCCCGAUUAUACAAACGUUACUAAUAACAAUGACGAAAACCAAAUCUCUUCCAAUAAUGAUAAAAAUAAAAUGCAGAAGAAAAUAGUUACUGAACGUGAAGAUGAGCCAGACUUAGAAGGUGGAGCACUAUUACAACAUAUUCAUUCUUAUCCAACAGAUUCUUCACCUAUUCUAUUUAAGGAGAAAACAACUAAAACCCAUCAUCAUUCAACGACCCAACCCCAUAACAUUAUCAAUAACGAUAACUAUUAUUAUAAAGAUUCUCAUUUACCCGAAGUGGUAAUUAAUGAUAAUAAACAUAUAAUACCUGAUUCGCUUUGGGGUAAAUAUUCUCAUUCCCCAAGUUCUGCUCCAAGUGACUCAUAUAUUAAUUCCAUAUCACAUAUUUCGAGCAACCAUAACUCAAUCGAUACAGAGGCUGGAAGUGACGGUAACAUCAAACCUGCAUGUAAUGAUACCGUUGAGCAAAAACGACAUCCUUUUUACACUGGAGGUGGCUCGACAACAAUAAAUACUAAAUUAAAAGAUUUAAUUUUACAAGAAGUUUUUGCUCCAACAUUUUGUGCGAGAAGAAGGAAAAGUUCAAAAAUGACCUCAACGCCUAUGAAAUCGUCCAAUAGUACAAGUAAUAAGGAAAUUGCAACGGCCUCUGAUAUGAUUAAGAAUACAACACAAAAGCAACGUUCAUCUUCACAAGAUUAUUCUCAUAAUUCAAAUUUAUCAUUAACUACAAUUCAAGAUUCCAAAACUUCAAUCCGAGGGAAACAUAUUAAGGAUUCCAUUACUCCAAAGAAUAUUGAUACUUCAAAUUCAUUAAUGGAUUUAAAACAACUUCAUAGUAGAGAAUUAGAGAAAGAAAAGUAUAUUAAUGAUUAUUCAUCAAUCUUAGAAAACCCAAGAUAUGAAAGUAAUGAAAGUAAGAACACUGUUGAUUCUAAUAAUGACAAUACUUUUAAUCUUAACAAUAAUACCACGUUUUCAUCUAGAGCAACUUCCAGAUCUCUUUCACCAUCUCAGUAUAAUUCUCGUUCUCCUUCACCAUUAUCAGAACCAAAAGUAUUACCUGAUGAAGGAAAUAAUCUUGUAAAAUAUGAAAAUGAAAAUGACAAUACAAAUAUAGGUAGGGAUACAAUUUUCGAAAUGGAUCCAUUAGCUAGUGAGGAUGCAACGGGGUCCACCAACGAAACUAAGAUACCAAUUUUGAAAAAUGAUGUUGUGGCGCUCAAAAAUGAAACAAUAAAACCAUCAUUAUCACAAGAGACGGAAGCCACACUUGUAUCAAAAUUCAUUCUUCUAGAAGAUUUGACUAGAAACUUGAGCAAACCUUGUGCCUUAGACUUGAAAAUGGGGACCAGGCAAUAUGGAGUUGAUGCAAAGAGAUCCAAACAAUUAUCGCAGCGUGCUAAAUGUCUUAAGACAACAUCACGUAAACUUGGUGUUAGAAUUUGUGGGUUAAAGAUUUGGAAUCGUGAAUAUUACAUCAAGAGAGAUAAAUAUUUUGGUAGACGUGUCAAAAUUGGUUGGCAAUUUGCUCGUGUUUUAGCAAGAUUUAUUUAUGAUGGUGUUUCUACUAAGAGUAUUAUUAAACAAAUUCCAAAUUUGAUUAAGCAAUUAGAUAAAUUGAAUAAUGAAAUCAGUAAAUUGAAAGGUUAUAGAUUAUAUGGAUCCUCAUUAUUAUUGAUGUAUGAUGGAGAGGAUAUUAAGUCGAAACAUUUUUUAAUUAAAGUCAAUUUAAUUGAUUUUGCUAAAUGUAUCUCUAAGAAAGAUUUGGAUGAAAAUUUAGAGAACUUUAAAAUUCCGCCAAAAUCAAUUGACGUUGAAGACAAGGGGUUCUUAAGAGGUAUUAGAAGUUUAAAAUUUUAUUUGUUACUAAUUUGGAAUUACUUGACUCACGAUGAACCAAUGAUUUACGACGAAGUGGAAUUAGAUAAAUUUAUUGAAGUAAAUGCUGAAAAGUUGAAAUUGGAUGAGAAUUGGGAUUGGUUAGAUAAUUUUGAUAAAGAAGAUGAAGCAGAAUUCAAUGAUUCACAAAGUGAACUACGUAAGAAAUGGAGAAAAUAUGAAUUGAUUUUUGAUGUUGAACCAAGGUUCAAUAAUAAUGAUGAUGAGAUUAGUGAUUAG